UUUACAAAUGUCGGAUUUCACUUGUGUAUUGUUUCACCGUUGUUUAUUUUUAUAAUUGCUUGGAACUGGAACUUUACCUUGUGAAUUAUGUAUUAACUAAUCUUAUUAAUGACGAGAAAUAUUAUAUGCGAUAUCUGGUUUAUCUCUAAAAGUAGUUCAAUAAUGGCAUUGUAGUAAUUUCUGAAAAUGUGAUUAUUUUUCGAUUUUGGCUGCGUGCCAUAGUUUUAAUUGCAGUUUUAUUGAAAUAGGCAUCAUGAAGUGGUUGGUUAUUGUUGUUGUGAAGAUUUUAUGUGUGCAAGGGGCAGUUGGCUACUGUCCUUCUCUGUGUACUUGUAAAAGCAACAAGUCAGGCGAUGGGUCCUCAGCGGAGCCCCUGCCUGGUGAACUCUUGCGGCUCAAGUGUGGCGGGAGUCCCUCCCAGCUGACAGAACUCAAGGAGAUUGACCUGAGCAAAGUUUGGAAUGGUGUAGUGAGCUUGAACUUGUCUGGAAAUGCCAUAUCUACAUUAUCACGGGAGUUGCAUCUCCCUAAUCUGCAGAAAUUAGAUCUCAGCAGAAACCAAAUCACCCUGAUUGAAUCGGAUGCCUUCUACAACAUGACGUCGAUUCAAAAGCUUGAUUUGUCGUACAACCAGAUAAGUAACAUCUACAAGGAGAUGUUCAAAGGGCUGGUCAACUUAGAGAGAUUGGUGUUGAGCCAAAACCACAUAUCAGUGAUAACAGUUGGGACCUUUGACUACCUUGUAGGGUUAAAACAGCUAGAUAUAACUGACAACCCGCUGAUAUGUGACUGUGAGCUUUUGUGGGUUGGCGACUGGUCAAGGAACACAUCAGUGAAACUUGUCAACAAUCCAAAGUGUGCAUUUCCUGAAAACAUGGCAAAUAAGACUGUUCGCAAGCUAAAAAUAUUCCUAGACUUAUCAAUAUGUGGCAGCGUUCUACCCACCAACACUUUGAUUGUCAAACCAACUUACGAUCAAGUGGUUUUCGAAGGAGAUACAUUAACAUUGUCAUGUAACGCUCCAUUUGCAUCGGUCAUAGCCAAGUAUGAACUUAAAUGGGUGCAUCCAAUGCUUGAAAUCUGCGAUGUGAACGUCACAAACACUGACAUGCAAGAAGAAGGGCUAGCAGAGACUACGGUACAUUUCCCGAACAUAACCAACCAUCAUAUGGGUAACUGGACUUGCAUGUACAGCGAUGCAAACCAUAUCAAGCAUAACCACACUAUUCAAGUACUGGUCUUAUCGAAUGGGACUCAAUACUGUAUGACUAACCAUACUCUAAAUAACAAAGGACUGUAUUCUUGGCCCCAAUUAUUGUUGAAUCGAACAGCUGCUGUGCCGUGUCGUAGCGGAGAAGGCUUGGCUUAUAGACCAUGCUUUGCUAACGCUACAUGGGGCGAAGCCAACACCACUGAAUGUUCUUACAUUAGUAACGUAACAAAACUCCUUCAGCAAUUUGCAUUAUUAAACGUGAGUUUAGUCCAGUAUUCAGCAUUAAAUGCAACGGAGAGAUUAGGGGUGUUAAUUCAGGAGAAAACUUACCCUUUGGCGGAAAUUAAUGACCCCGAUGACGUCAUGUUCAUCGCAGAAGCGAUAAGGAACUACAUGCAAUACAUCAGGGAGGAGAAAGAUUUAGGAUCAUCCUUGCUAUCCGUGAUCAGCUCGUGCAUGAACAUAUCGAUGCCCGUGCUCGCACGUGCGGAAUCCGCACACGCGGCGUGCACGCGUCUGCUCCGCGCGUCCGAAGACAUCUCUGCUUAUAUCAGCAACGUGCAAGGACAGAAGUCGAACCUAGCCAUCGAGCGUUUCCCAGUGCGCGAAGGGUUCAGCGGAGUUACGUGCGUGUGGUACAGCGCUGCCAAGGGCUUGCCUCCGCGGUUACACUGCACUACUACCAACAGGACCGUCGCUCCGCUGCUGACUGUCACCGAUGCGUACAUACAUGCUAGUGUACAGAUCCCCCAAUCGCUCCUCUACAGUACCACCGAUGCCGGUACCUUACUGCAGUCCAGACCGCAAGACUUAGUCGUGUCGAUGUUCGAAGACGCAGCCCUAUUCCCGCUGCUGCCCGAACAGAAUGACAACGAAGGGGCCCACAGGAGUCAUAGAGCGAAGGAUUACUAUGGACGGAGUACUAAGAGGGAGGACAUGAAUAUGGAAAUCACAUCGCCGGUUAUAGGGUUUCAGUUGAAAAACGUGACCCUCCGCGGUGAGUUGUUAGAGCCGGUGAUAGCAACAGUGCGAGCAAGUUCAGUCGGCGGAGUGGACGGUCGUGCCGCCACAUGGGACCCGGAUUCGAGGCGGUGGCAGGACAAUGCCUCAGACUGCAAAGUGUCCCACGUGAUAUCCGAGAUGAUAAUAAUCAGUUGCACCAAACUGUCCUACGUUGGGCUCUUACAAAACGUCGAGACCGGCAUCUAUGGCGCACGCACCGACGGCGCCCGAUUCAAAGUCUCCCACCCGGCCGUCUACGUCGGCAGUUUGAUUCUCAUCGGGUGCGUUAGCUGUGCCACCCUCACAUACAUCAUGUCCUACUCAGCCAUACAGAUGGCCAAGAAAACCAAACAUGCGUUAAUAAACACAUGGAUCGCUAUAGGACUCCUUUGCUUCAUGUACACCCUAGGAAUCUACCAGACGGAGGACGUAAAGCUGUGCCAGAUAUUGGGAUUGAUAAUACACUAUUUGUCCCUUUCUUGUCUGCUCUGGAUGUGUGUGUCGGCUAGCAAUAUGUAUAAGUGGGUGACAAAGACGCACAAUCCCGUCCGGACUCCAGAAGACGAUAUUCCACCAGAUGUUCCCGUUCAAAAACCAAUUUUAGGGCUGUAUUUAGUUGGUUGGGGGAUAGCGUUGAUCGUCUGCGGUAUUUCUGGUGCCGUUAAUUUGAAGGACUACGCCGGUUAUUCCCAGUGUUUCUUGAGUACGGCGCCCGCUUUAAGCGCCUUAUUCGUUCCCGGGGGGAUUCUGCUGAUGUUUUUGCUGAUUCUCUUCUUGCUCAUUAGGUGUACGAUACGAAAUAUGAACGUUCAACUGUCUGAGGGUACUCAGGCGACUGAGAAUGUCGAUUUGGAAAUGUGGGAGCCGAAUCAAGCGGCCGAAGGGGCGGAGAGACGAAGUAUCAAAUCGGCAGUGGACUCGGAAAUCGAUGACAUUGAACAUACGCCGAUAAUACAGUUGCGUGCACAAGUUAUCGUGCUAUGCCUUUACAUGUCGGUGUGGUCUUGCGGUGCUAUAGCAGUGUACAGGCCCUUACCAGCGUAUCUGCCGUACCAAGAAGACAUCUGCAGCAUUAUCUAUGCUGUGUGCGCGACAGUACUGGGGACCUUUAUAUUGUUCUUCUAUGGCAUCGCCAGAAGUGACGUCAGAGCUCAGUGGUCGCUUAUGCACUGUUACUUGCAAAAAAGUAAGCAGUGCUGCAGAAAUAGGAGCGUAUUUGACACGAAUCAGCAGAAUCUGCCCACGGGACCGACGAAUACAGCGCCCGUAGUCCAUUCAAUACCCAACGAUAACAGAUCUAGAUCCGGGAGCAGAAGUUCAAAUAGAACUAACUCUAAGACCAACAACAGUGGGACGUAUAAAGGCGGAGCAGAACUAAAUGGACAGACCCUACAGAAAGACCUUCUCAAAAAUACUAACGGAAAAGCACCGAAUAUUAACCUAGUGGUCCUGCACAGACAGCAGUACAGAUCGAAUAACUCCAUGAUGACGUACCCCGACAGCGGGAAUAUAGGUCCAGAAAUAUUCUACAAUCCCAACCAAAUGAACGUUGCGAAGAAGUUUUUCAAAAAGCAAAGACAGAACAUGAAGAGAAACUGCCUUGAACUGCCAUUGAGGAGAGACUGCGAUAAUGAUUCUCAUAUUUCGCUACCACUGCCGACCAAAGAGGCUUACAAUGGCGUAGCUAAUAUUAUAAACGCAGGAACUAAAGUAAAUAACACUAAUCUUCACGUUGAACGAUCCAACAACGGUAUCAAAGAAACAAGAAACGUUUUAAAUCCCAAUUUACUAGAAGAGGAGCCAAAAGAUUAUAAAAACUACUCAAUGGAUAGAAAAUCCUGGAAUAAGACUGAGGAUCCUAAAACUAGUCGAACGCAAAUAAUGAAUAUUUACACAAACGUUCCCGAAACGCAAGUGCCACAGCAUCAGAUAAUAAAGUCCAAUGUGCCAAAGCCAUUUAACGGGCAAAGGAGUAGUGUUUCUGAGGAAUGCCUUCAAAGCCACGCUGAACAGCCAGAGAUGCGAACGAUAUCGCAGCAGUGCAGCUUGGAAUAUAGCUCAGCUUCAGAAAUGCCUCACACUUGCUCCGAUCAGACGCUCAACACCCAUUCAGAGAUGACAUCUUUCCAAGAAACCCACAGUGCCUUAUGUUCCACAAACGAAAUCACUGACACUGAGAGCUUCGGGCAGUACAUAGACUAUUUGCAGCCGACUAAAAACCAGGACAAUAAGGAAACUAUAGACAAGUCUCUUCAGGACAUAUCCGAGGAGUGCACAAUGAAUAGCGACGAAAUCAACCGCUCCAGCACUCCUCAGAAUCUCGGAGAGGCGGGAGAAAUGGAUAAUCUCCUGCAAAAUCCUGACAAUGAUAUAGCAGGAUCUAAAGAUAAAUUGGACGAGGACAAAGACGCGUUCUUCAUGGCGAAAACUACGUACGACUUCGAGACUUGCAGCACGAAUGCGAGCGAGCAAGGUUUUGAAAACGAGAGUGACAUUUACUGCCCGAACUAUCAGAUGUCGGAAGUCAGCAUACGCAGUCACGGGCUGUAUGCCCCGUCACCGUCUUCCAUGUGUCCGAACGAGAUAAGUUUUAGCAACGAGGACGUGUCAAACAUUGAGAGCCAGUACGUGAAUUAUGACCCUGGCUGGCGGAAGACAAUAAAGAGCAAUCCGAAGUUAGGCAAUUACGUUCCAACUCCCGCGUUGAGUUGUCCCGAAGUCAACAGGGAGAGUCCUGUGUCUUUCGCGAGUGAGUUAGACGAGUUGUACACGCAAAUAACGAGUAGGGACAAAGAGAGAGUGCAGCGGAAAGACCACGGUCUGGAUGUGACAGUGAAUAGUGACGUCACGCUGAAACCGGACAGUGACAGUUGUGUGAGUGAGGCCGUCUCGGAUAUGGAGGUAAAAGGGGAAACGACGGUGUGAAGUGCUUAGUAUUGUAUACUGCUGUGUCUUGUGAAUGAGCUACAAGCUUAUUUGAGUUUCGAUGCUGUGGAGUUACUUCUAUAAGCCGUGUCUGUAUUUUCGGACCUAUCCAUCAGUCUUAAUUUAAGAGAGAAAGCAAUAGAUAGACCUGACAACACAGAAACGGCGUUAGGGAGUGCUAACGUGGAGCCAGUAUUAAAUAUGGGAUAUAACAACAGUUUAGCUAAAUGGUAGCAUAAACAGAUUAACUUUUGCGUGAUUUUGAAUGUAGUUUUCAGGAAUUUAACAGAACAUAGUCUAUUAUUGCGAUAUCCUGUAUUGAAUUAUAGCACAAAUUGAAAGACAACGCGGUACGGAUCAGAUGAGCUUGUGGUUUUGUAAAUAAGAUUGAAGUAUAAAGAUAUUGUCAAAGUACGUUACGGCAUUGUAUGAAGUUACUGGUACUUUUGAUUUGUAAUUUUUGCAUUCAGAAUAAUCUUAUCGCCUUUGCCAGUCUAUUUGAAAAUAUCUUUAUAAAUCAUCCAAAAAUGGCGCUUAUCCUGCAUUUAAAAUUUUGAUUUGUGGGUAUGAUCUCCCAAUUUAUUAUAUCGGUCAAAAAGUUCACGGGCGGUAGUUUUGCAAAAUCGAUCAUAACAGGCUGACCUUUUGAUCGCCCUUAUGCCUCACAUAAUAAUAAGAGAGAUUACACGCUGCAUGUACUGUUACAACCCGGUUGAGUUAACUGCGUACCUGGCAGCCGUGACGUCACAUCGCCGCUCUGUUACGAACGAGGCGAACGCGGGGUGUGUGGGACAGAGUCGCAUUCCAUCGAAGUGCGCAGUUAGCUCGAUCGUGUUGUAUUCAUGCCGUAGAGUAUACAUAAUUAAAGGACAUCAUAAAUACGUAAUCCUACCGUUUGCAAUACUGUCGCCCGUAAAUUAGUGCCAUUAAUUUUAAGUUUGUAUAAAGCCUGGUCGCCGAGCACGUAGAAUUUCGUCCAAUGACCCCAAGCUACCCAUCCUUAUGGCUCGCGCGUAAUUAUGUUGCUGUCGCGCUCGCACACUCACUGCGGGCGCCCGUCGCACAGUCGCGACAGCAAUAUAAUUACGCACGAGCGAUAGGGAUGGGUAGCUUGGGGUCAUUGGACGAAAUUCUACGUGCUCGGCGACCGGACUAUAGCUGCUAACGUGUAUUAUAGUAUAUUGUAAAGUUAUUUAUAUUUAAGUUUACUGAGUGAGUGGCGGCAGCUUCUGUGUUGUGUAAAGGUAUGAGCUAAUAUACUAAUCGUAAUGUGCCAAAUCUAUAAUGGAAUGUUGCAGUGUUCUGAUCUUCCAUUUCAGACAUUUGGAUU
Molecule: messenger RNA, 6470 nt
Organism: Ostrinia nubilalis (European corn borer)
Lineage: Eukaryota; Metazoa; Arthropoda; Insecta; Lepidoptera; Crambidae
Gene: Remo
Product: adhesion G protein-coupled receptor A3
Exons: 9
Coding region: 254-5140 (1628 amino acids)
Biological process (GO): G protein-coupled receptor signaling pathway; cell surface receptor signaling pathway
Cellular component (GO): plasma membrane
Molecular function (GO): G protein-coupled receptor activity; protein binding
Source: RefSeq, a predicted model, not a curated record